UGAGACGGACGACGUAAAAUGACAACUGAGUACAUUUUAUUAAUUUAAAACACUUAUGUUAUCGCGCUUGUUACUUCCUUAACUGUAGCAAGCUGCAUUAUACUGAAGCACUUUCAGUAGACCGCAGAUCUACAAUCGGAAAUAACUGGAUAUUAGGAAUGACAUUCACUUACAAAAGCAAAUUCAUCUCUUAAGGCCUCUGGACAAAUUAUUCGAGUUGUCGUACAACACAUUAGAGAUAAGGAAUGCUUAAAUAGAGUGUCAAAUGGGUCAACAGUCAAUAUUUUUUUGAGAUUUGAUAAUAUGAUUUUAACGAGGAGAAUCUGAAUGCUGAUUGGAAGUUACACCGGACACAACCUGCUAAUAAGGAAAUGUGUUUCCACUGAUGUAGGAAAUAAGUUCGAGAAGUUUGGAAUAUAUUUCACAAGGACAUCUUUGAAUUGAAUUUUUUUAUAAUAGAUAGAAGCUGAAUGUACGAAGAAGAACGAAGUGAAGAAUGAUAAUGAAUGAUGACCUCACAAAGGUCACGGAUAUGACAUCAGAAUAUUCUGACGAGAACACAUCAAAUUUGUAUGAUUAUAACUUUGACUAUGGGGAUGAAUAUAUGUAUCCAGGUUACAAAUUUGAGCGACCAGUGUACUUAUAUGUUUGGGAAAUAUUAGUAAUUUUGACAUUCCUCCAAAAUUUAUUAGUUUUAUCAGUGUUUAUGCAGAGGCGCAUGCGCAAGCCAACUAAUGUAGUGUUAUCCGCAAUCGCAAUAUCUGAUUCCUUGACAGGUUUGGUUACGUUACCAACUUACAUAAUGGUGUUUCAAAGAUACGAUCCAUAUAACUACAAUUAUGAUUAUGAUUACAGCCAAUACCCAGAAAUGAACAAUGACAUGGACCAAAAUAAGACGACCGAGUUUGAUCAAAUCAACAACAGCUCUUCUACAACAAUCCAAAACUCAUAUUUACAAAGUCUACCAACAACACAGAGUUCAGAAGGAGUUUUGGAUUCAUCCUUAAAGUUAACGACAGUAUUUUACAAUUCAGCUACCAUUGCACCCAUAGACGGAUAUACCCUCAGCAAAGAUCUGUGUCGAAGUUUUAUGAUCUCGAAAUAUUUCUUGUCCAAAUCGUUUCAUACAAUUUCAAUAUUUUUAACAUUGUUUCUUGAAAUUCAGAGAUAUGUUUCAAUGGCAUAUCCGUACAGAUAUGAAACGUGUUUUAAUCGAUAUAAAGUAGUUAAUUUAUACUGUGUAUUUGCAUUCCUAUUUUGUCCUGUACUUCAUUCCUUUCAUUUGGUAAGAGAAAAGGCGGAAGGAGGCUUAUGCCAAUGGGAAUAUGCGGGAACAGGAUGUGGCGAAGAUUGUAUAUAUUUAUGGAUAGCUUUUAUACUGCGACAUUUAUUUCCAUGUGUGACACUUGUGAUAUUUACUAUUUUGUUUAUUAGACAAUUACGAAAAGGGGAGAAAAACUUUCGACGGGUUGACAGUUCGUCGUCCCAAUACUCGAGAAGAGUUAGUGAAAAUCGCCGUAUAUCUCUUGUUGUGACGACCAUUGUUGUUGUUCGACUGAUUCCAGAGAUUCCAUUUAGUAUUUUUCUGCUAUACAAUAGCAUUGACGGAACUAUAAACAACGGUGAUGAAAUUAACCUCGAGACUAAUAGAAUUUUUCACAUGUGUUACGAAAUAUGCCUAGUGUUUUCUUUUCUAGCUAAUUUUUAUAUAUACUUAAUUUUCAAUAGCUCUUUUAGAAAACGUUUGUAUCGAACAUAUAUACAACCCAUCAGAAAACAAAUUUCUAAUUCCUUUGUAUUGAAUGAAUUGACUACUACUUUAAGUCCUUCUAGAAAAACAACAGUAAAGAAAACAGUUACAAUAUCUCCUGGAGAGACUUUAGAAAUGAAAACAAUGCAUUCAGAUGUUUCAGAGAAAAUGAUAAAAAUUGUGCAAUAGUCAAUUAACUGACCGCAAGAGGUGACUUUCAAAUCCAUUCUUUAUAUUAAAGAUCUCUUUUUAUAUAAUAUGCUAUUUUGGAUUGCACUUACAUACUGUGUUUGUUACAUUGAGUCUCUGUUGAACUAUUUGAAGACUAUUUUAACAUAUAAGGUGGAGAUGUCUUAGAUAGAAACAUGUGUAAAAUUAUUAGAAUUGUAAAAUAUAAUACAUUUAGCUCAUCAUUUUCUUGAUAAUCUCUAAACAAAAUUAUUUUGUAAAGAAUUGUAUGUUUGAACUUUUUUAAUUAUAAAAGUAUUGACACUUGUUGAAGUUUAAACCUGUAUUACUUUCACAUCAUUCACUUUCAUAUAUUCCAUCGACUUACUGUAAAUAAACGUUUCCUAGUAUUUCAUAUGGGAAUUAUACUUUUUUUACCGAAUACCGUGUCGUCUGUGAUUCAUAGAAAGACAAAUCAUUGAAUAGUACAUAAUUAUGAACAUAGUCAGUUAUCGACCAAUUUCUAAUGUAAUUCCAUGGUCAAUCGAAGCAUAAAUUCAAGACAUUAAUUAUUUAAUUAAAUUACUCUCUUAUCGCGGUGUGUACCAUCCGGAACCCAUAAUCGUAAUGACUUCUGUUCAUUGUAUUAAUGCAAUUUGUAUAUUCGUAUAUAAUUGCAAGUGAUGAUGAGUAUAUAAGAAUACAGACAUAAAUAUUUAACUAUGAUUGUGAAAGAGCAUAUCUUUGAAUAGCAAUAAACUGUUAUAGUCAAUUGCAAUAAAAGUCAACAGCAAAAUCAUUCGUUUGCUAGAGUAUAUUAAAAUAUGAUAUUGGAAGGGAAGUAAGCUUUCCGAUCCACUGGAAUUUAAACAGUAAUGGUAACCAUGUCAUCUUUUGUGGGAGUACUUCAACUUUGGCUCUUCAACAUAUAUGCAGUCCAUGUUCGUAAAUAAAUUUGCUUUUAUCUCGUGCCAUGUAUGUGAAACGAUUUUUUUAAUUAAAAUCUAGUUCGUGCAUGAUGCCACUGAAGUAUGAGUGUCACUUAUAAAUAAGCGAGUAGUUUAGUAAAAACACAUAUUAAGUAAAGCUCGACAAAUGUUAUUUCUACUGACGCCAAGGCAAUAGGACUAUCAACAUGUCUGUUUACAAGUCUUUCACACAGUUGCAAUAAGACAACUUGUUCGUUUUCUUGUUUUACGUUAUUUAUUAAUAUAUACGUAUUGGGUUUAUUUAACAGCAACAUCAUCAUGUUUACGAAUUAAUGUUUUA
This is a messenger RNA of Ruditapes philippinarum (Manila clam), 3187 nucleotides long. RefSeq lists its product as uncharacterized. Gene Ontology annotation, biological process: G protein-coupled receptor signaling pathway. The coding region runs from base 497 to 1939 and encodes 480 amino acids. The transcript has 2 exons. Gene Ontology annotation, molecular function: G protein-coupled receptor activity. Gene Ontology annotation, cellular component: membrane. NCBI's taxonomy places the organism in Eukaryota, Metazoa, Mollusca, Bivalvia, Venerida, Veneridae. The record is from RefSeq and is a predicted model, not a curated record.